Mugil cephalus (flathead mullet) is the source of this 2140-nucleotide messenger RNA. RefSeq lists its product as uncharacterized. The coding region runs from base 82 to 1626 and encodes 514 amino acids. The record is from RefSeq and is a predicted model, not a curated record. Gene Ontology annotation, biological process: programmed cell death. Gene Ontology annotation, cellular component: cytoplasm. The transcript has 10 exons. Lineage: Eukaryota; Metazoa; Chordata; Actinopteri; Mugiliformes; Mugilidae.
UUUAAAUCUCGAACCGUUGCUGCCAACUUUCAUUAACGCGUCACGUGACCAGGAAGCGCUGAUUUUCCAGCGAACUGUCAGAUGCUGCUUUAUUUUCAGACGCCUCAGUCUGAGCUGUCACUUAUAAAAAGCUGCAGAGACGCAGUGACUCACAAACUGGUGCGAACGCACAACUGGUCCCAUUCGCUGAGCUUCACUGGAGCAGAGAAGAUGUUUGGACUGGAAGCCAAGGCCGUGAUGAGGAGCGUGGGCGCCCACAAAGACCUGAUCUCCAACGACAACCUGAACAACAAGGUGGAUUUACUGACUCUGGUCAAAGUCCGGGAGGGAAACAUCUGGAAGGUCCCGAAGUACACGAUGAUGACGAUGAGCCUCCCCGAGCUCAUGGAGGAGGAGAAGGAGGAGGAGGAGGAGACCUUCUCUCCAGAUGUUGAGGAGGAGGUGCUGGUGAAGGACUUCACUACGUCCAUGGAGACGAGUGGGAGCGGCAGCGCGGGUGGAGGAGACGCUGCUGUGGGUGAAGCUAAGGUCUCGGCUAACGUGGACACGGUGGACGGUCUGGUGAUGCCCGUCAGCAUGAUGAAGAAGAAAGCCGACAUCAAGAAAGUCCGCAGUAAAUUCAGCGGCAGGAAAAUCAAGAAGAACAACGUGGACAUGCUGGACCUGAAGCAGAGGGACAAGCUGACGUUUGUCCACCAGACGGUUUAUAACACGGGCCCCGUCAAACUCAUCAGGAAGUCCAAGAGUGACGGGUCCAUCUCAGCGUCCUGCCAGAAAAUGAUCAACCUGCUGGUGAAGGGAAGCAGGAAGGAGGAGACGUCCUUCACCGUCCCAGAACAGGCCACAUUCGCCUACGGCCUCACCGAGAUCAUGCUGGACGACAACGAGCUGAGUAAGAACGACGUCGGCGUUUUCAUGCGUUUCUGGGUAGAACUCGUUUUUAACUUCUCUUUUUCUUCCUCUCAUUCAGAAAUCAAAUGUGAACCCUGGACUCACAAAACUGGUCUCGAGACGAUCUUCUCCGACAGCUCGAACACGGCGACGCUGCGACAAGUGAAGGACGGCGUCGAGAUGAAGGAAGCUCUGCUGCAGCCGCUGGCAGAUCUUCCUGAGUCGACCCGUCGUGAGCUGCUGAAGAAACUCUGCGACGUCCUGAAGAACCAGGACGACCUCUCUGAGCUGGAGGAGACGCUGGAUCAGUCCAUUAAAGGGACAUACGAGCGUCCUCAGAAUGAGACCGUCUCCUCCUUCCUGGACGUCCUGGACGUCUCUAACGUCUCCUCAGACGUGAAGAACGCUGUUUACGUACUGGUCAGCGCCUUGGACGCUCUUCCAAACGAAGCUCCGCCCCUCCUGACCUCCUGCAGUGAAGAAACCCUGAGAGUCCUCCAACAAAUGGUGGACGCUCUGAAGGACGAGGACCAGGCUGAGCUCCCUGAGUCUCUGCCUCCGUCCCUGCAGGAGGACGGGGAUCUUCGCUGGGCGGCUGAACUCCUCUGCUCCACCGACCAGAACCUGGAAGAACUCAGCCAGAACUGGGAGCGUCCAGAGUUUCCUCCCCAGAUGCUGCUGGAGGUUUUAUGUCUCACGGUUCAGGGACUCGUGACUUUAACCAUGAAUCUCUAACACUAACGUUCAUUAACCUCCUGUUACCUUCAAAAUGCACUGUUUAUCCUUUUUACUGUUACAUGACUGUAGAGAAACAUGGAGAUCACCAUAAAAUCUGCCUUAAAUUAAAAAAAGAGAAGUGUCUUUAUAUCAUUUAAGUUCAUAUUAUUGUUCUCUAUAACAUUUAGUAUGAAAAACUAUUAUCAAGAAUAACAACACAUGGGGUCAGUGUCUCCAGUAAAUGAUUAAAAGUCUUUAAAUAUGAAGCAGAAACAAUGACAUUAAUCUUAUAUUCAUAGAUGUUAAACAUUGGUCAGAAGAUUAAAGUCACGUAACAUUAAAGCUUUUUUUUCACCUCCCGUCGUAAAAUGACUAAAACUAAACUUUAUUCUUGUGAGAAGUGUUUAUUCAUGAAGGGAUUUUAUUGUAGACAAAUCAACACAUUAUGAACCUGAUUUAAGACCUAAGACGUGUUUCUGUCUGUUAAACUGUGGGAUUGUUUCUAACUAAAAAAUAAAAACAAAAGACUUGA